Messenger RNA from Phyllostomus hastatus (greater spear-nosed bat), 2952 nucleotides. It is a transcript of the gene COG2, whose product is annotated as component of oligomeric golgi complex 2. Gene Ontology annotation, biological process: Golgi organization; intra-Golgi vesicle-mediated transport; protein transport. The transcript is spliced from 18 exons. The coding region runs from base 116 to 2350 and encodes 744 amino acids. The record is from RefSeq and is a predicted model, not a curated record. Lineage: Eukaryota; Metazoa; Chordata; Mammalia; Chiroptera; Phyllostomidae. Gene Ontology annotation, cellular component: COG complex; membrane.
GGUGCCUCCUGUGCCGUGGAAAUUGGUCGUGGCUGCGGCUGCGGCGUCGGUGGGCGCCGUCCCCUGCUUCUUCACCUCGCUGGUGUCUCGGCGCUGACAGGCGGCGGCCGGCGGGAUGGAGAAAAGCAGGAUGAACCUGCCCAAGGGGCCGGACACGCUGUGCUUCGACAAGGACGAGUUCAUGAAGGACGACUUCAACGUCGACCACUUUGUGUCUGACUGUCGGAAGCAUGUCCAGCUGGAGGAGCUGAGGGAUGACCUGGAGCUCUACUACAAGCUUCUUAAGACGGCCAUGGUGGAACUCAUCAACAAGGACUAUGCGGACUUUGUCAACCUUUCCACGAACUUGGUUGGCAUGGACAAAGCCCUCAACCAGCUCUCCGUGCCUUUGGGACAGCUGCGGGAAGAAGUUCUGAGUCUCCGGUCAUCUAUCAGUGAAGGAAUCCAAGCAGUAGAUGAACGGGUGUCUAAACAAGAGGACAUUCGGGAGAAAAAGAUGUGUGUGUUGAGACUUAUACAAGUUAUUCGAUCAGUUGAGAAAAUUGAAAAGAUCUUAAAUUCUCAAAGUUCUAAAGAAACAUCUGCACUGGAAGAACGCAGCCCACUUUUGACGGGACAGAUUUUGGAGAGAAUUGCUACAGAAUUCAACCAGUUACAGUUUCACGCUGUGCAAAGCAAAGGCAUGCCUCUUCUGGACAAAGUAAGACCGCGGAUCGCCGGCAUCACGGCCACGCUGCAGCAGUCCCUGGAGGGCCUCCUGCUGGAGGGGCUGCAGGCUGCCGACGUGGACAUCGUGCGGCACUGCCUGCGGACCUACGCCACCAUCGACAAGACCCGGGACGCCGAGGCGCUGGUCGGCCAGGUGCUGGUGAAACCGUACGUGGAUCAGGUGAUUACAGAGCAGAUUGUGGAGUCUCAUCCAAAUGGCCUUCAGAUCAUGUAUAACAAACUCCUGGAGUUCGUCCCUCACCACUGCCGCCUUCUGCGAGAAGUCACAGGCGGAGCCAUCUCAAGUGAAAAAGGCAAUACGGUUCCUGGAUAUGACUUUUUGGUGAAUUCUGUCUGGCCAGAAAUAGUACGAGGACUAGAAGAGAACUUGCCCUCACUCUUUAAUCCUGGAGAUCCUGAUGCGUUUCACGAGAAAUACAGCAUAAGCAUGGACUUUGUGAGAACGUUUGAACGGCAGUGUGGAUCCCAGGCCAGCGUCAGGAGGCUGAGGGCCCAUCCUGCCUACCACAGCUUCAACAACAAGUGGAACCUGCCCGUGUAUUUUCAGAUAAGAUUUAGAGAAAUAGCGGGAGCCUUAGAAGCAGCACUUACAGAUGUACUGGAAGACGCUCCAGCCGGGAGCCCCUACUGCCUGGCGGCCUCCCACCACACGUGGAGCAGCCUGCAGCGGUGCUGGUCGGCGCAGCUGUUCCUGCCGGCGCUGGCGCACCGCCUGUGGAGACUCACGCUGCAGGUGCUGGCGCGGUACUCCGUGUUCGUCGGCGAGCUCUUACUCAGGCCCAUCUCCAACGAAAGCACCAAGGAUGUUAAAAAACCUUUGGCCGCUGGCAGCAAAGACCCCUCCGCCACCCAAGGGAACAGCGAGGACCAAGGCGGCGGCGGCCCUCCCGAGGCGAAGCCUGCCGCUUCCAUCUCCAGUGCUCAGCUGGUGCUCGUCGCCGCCGACCUGGACCGGCUGCAGGAGCAGCUUCCAGAGCUCUUGGAGACAGUCAAGCCAAAACUUGAAGUGAUUGGCGUUAAGGAUUUUUCUUCUAUCUCAGCAGCAGCCCUGGAGGACUCCCGGCAGUCCUUGUGCGCCCGCAUGCCCGCCCUCAGCAGCCGCAUCGUCCAGGACUUGAGCGAGUCCUGCUUCAGUUACCUGAGAAGCGCCCUGGAGGUGCCCCGGCUCUACCGGAGGACCAACAAGGAGGUGCCGACGACAGCCUCCUCUUACGUGGACAGCGCCCUGAGGCCGUUUCACCAGCUUCAGACCGGGCACCAGGACAAGCUGAAGCCCGCCGUCGUCCGGCAGUGGUUGGAAGGCGCCCUCUCGGAGAGCACGCACAAGUACUACGAGACCGUGUCGGACGUCCUGCACUCCGUGAAGAAGAUGGAGGAGAGCCUGAAGAGGCUGAAACAGGCCCGGAAAACCAACCCCGCCAACCCCAGCGGGUCCAGCAGCGGCAGCGGUGGCAUGAGCGACGACGACAAAAUCCGGCUGCAGCUGGCCCUGGACGUGGAGUACCUCGGGGAACAGAUACAAAAGAUGGGCCUGCAGACAAAGGACAUAAAAAGCUUCCCGGCACUCGCACAGCUUGUUGCUGCCGCCACGGACCAGGCAACAGCGGAGCAGCAGCCCUAGGCAUCCUGGGGGAGCCCGCGGGGCCCCAGCACCGGGCCAGGCGCCCGCUGGAAGAAAGCAACGCCGUCCUCUCCUCGGCCCCGAGCCCCCGGGGUCGGACGCAGCGUUCCCGCCGGGUCCCCAGUGACACGCUGGUCCCGCCCGGCCCAGCCCAACCCGGCCUGUCUGGCACAUUUGGGUCUUCUUUCACCCAGAAAGAACACUAAAGCCUUUUUCCAUUGUAUGGAAGAUAGUUUUUAAGACAUUUGAAACUUUCUACUAUAGUUUACAGAGCAAAUUAUUUUAUUUUUAUUGUAAACCUUAGUGAGGAAGAGAUGAUUUGUAAAGUACGAUUGAAGUAAAUGUAUAUACGCGAAUGCAGAGAGGGCUCUCCCUGGCCCGCAGCAGAAGCAGCCGCCUGUCGUGGUGUGGCUGCCCCAGGGCGGCGGCCUCUCCGAGACCGGCGUUGAUGGACUCCCCAGCGCGGCUGGAAAAUGCGGGCUCCCCGCCCUCCCGCCGGUGUUUAAGGUGGUGCUCUGGCGUCCUCUUCAACCAGCCCCAUGUCGGGAGCAGGAACCAGUCGGGAGGGUUUAUUUUCCGAAUAAAUGAAGUGUCUGCCCAGA